Molecule: messenger RNA, 3653 nt
Organism: Parathielavia appendiculata
Lineage: Eukaryota; Fungi; Ascomycota; Sordariomycetes; Sordariales; Chaetomiaceae
Product: DUF663-domain-containing protein
Exons: 6
Coding region: 189-3653 (1154 amino acids)
Biological process (GO): ribosome biogenesis; endonucleolytic cleavage of tricistronic rRNA transcript (SSU-rRNA, 5.8S rRNA, LSU-rRNA); maturation of SSU-rRNA from tricistronic rRNA transcript (SSU-rRNA, 5.8S rRNA, LSU-rRNA)
Cellular component (GO): nucleus; 90S preribosome
Molecular function (GO): U3 snoRNA binding; GTP binding; GTPase activity
Source: RefSeq, a predicted model, not a curated record
GUGACAAGCUACGGUCAUGUACGGAUUACAUCUUCUGAGCCCACCGACUUUAUCGAUAAGCUUAUCCGCUUAUCGCCUUCCCCAGCGCCCAAAAAAAACUUGGAAGAAUUGGAUGCGUGGUUGAGAGGCGUCUGUGUCGCGGCCGGAACUUGCAGCAUCGAGUUCGACGCACCCGAAGGAAACUUAGGAUGGAGGCGCAAACACACAAGCCACACCGGGCGUCCAAGAAGUCAAAGGAGAAAAAUUCUCAACAUUCGGGAGGUCAAAAUCCGAAGGCGUUCGCAGUCUCCAACCCCGGCAAGCUCGCGAGGCAAGCAGCCCGCUCCCACGAUAUCAAAGAGAAGCGCCUUCACGUCCCUCUCGUCGAUCGCCUUCCCGAUGAACCACCACCGCGCCUUGUCACCAUUGUCGGCCCGCCGGGAGUGGGAAAGACGACCUUGCUCAAAUCCCUGAUUCGCCGAUAUGCCAAAGAAACCAUCUCGGACCCCGUGGGUCCGAUCACGGUCGUCACGUCGAAAAAGCAGCGGCUGACCUUCAUCGAAUGCCCAAACGAGCUGGAAGCGAUGAUCGACAUUGCCAAGGUGGCAGAUAUUGUUCUGCUAAUGAUCGACGGGAACUACGGGUUUGAGAUGGAGACAAUGGAAUUUCUCAAUAUCCUCGCUGCCACUGGUAUGCCGGGCAAUGUGUUCGGUAUCCUCACGCACCUGGACUUGUUCAGAAAGCCCCAGGCGCUCAAGGAUGCCAAGAAGAGGCUAAAACACAGGUUAUGGAGCGAGCUCUACCAGGGCGCUCAUCUGUUCUACCUGUCCGGCGUCUUAAACGGCCGCUAUCCCGACCGCGAAAUCCACAACCUCUCUCGCUUUCUCUCCGUCAUGAAGAACCCUCGCCCGCUCGUCUGGAGAAAUUCGCAUCCGUACACCGUCAUUGACAACUACCGAGACAUCACCCACCCAACGAAGGUCGAGGAGGACGAACACUGUGAUCGAUCGAUCGAGCUGUCGGGCUAUCUUCGCGGCACCAACUUUGCUGCCCAAGGGCAAAGGGUACACAUCGCGGGUCUGGGUGAUUUCACAAUAUCCGGCAUGGAAGUCUUGCCCGACCCGUGUCCCACGCCCGCCAUGGAGCAGGCACUGGCCAAAAUCACGGGAAAGACGGGAAGGCGGCGCCUCGACGAGAAGGACAAGAAGCUGUGGGCGCCCAUGGCCGACCGGAGCGGCAUGAAAAUUACGGGCGACCACAUCGUCAUCACCAGAGAGAAGGGCUUCGCGUUCGACAAGGCUGCCGAAGGCGUCGAGCGUGGCGAGGGCGAGCAGCUCAUUGUCGACCUGCAAGGAGAGAGGAGACUGCUCGGCCAGACCGAUAAAGGGGUAAAGCUCUUCGCCAGCGGCGAACAGAUUUCGGAGAUACAUGAGGAAGCCGAUACAGGGAGGAAAUCACAAAGAAAGGCGCGCUUCAUUGAGCGGGACGGCUCGGAUGACGAUGGGGGUAUGCCCGAAGACGAAGGAUUUGUAAGCGGGGAGGAGGAGGAGGGAGAGGGAUCGGACGUCGAGGCCGAGUUUGACGAGAAGAAGUUGGGCAAGAUGUUCCGGAACCGAGAGGAUAAGGAGGAAGGGGAUGAUAUCGCUUUUGCCGACAGCGAUUCUGACCUGGGCUCAUUGUCCGGGGAGGAGGACUUGGCCAGUGACCUUGACGAAGACCAGGAGGACGAAGACUUCGAUUCAGACGAGGAAGGGGCAGCCGUUAGGUGGAAAAACAACAUGACGGAGCGAGCGAAGGCACUGCAUGGGAAGAGACGGCCAUAUCGGGCGGUGGACCUUGCCAGGUUCAUGUACGAUACCACGCUGACGCCCAAGGCAGCUCUGCAGAAAUGGAGGGGCGAGGACGAAGAGGAGACAGAAGAGGAUAUUGAGGAAGACGAAGAUACCUUCUUCAGGAGAACCGGCAAAGAGGAAAAAGAAGAUUUGGCCGAGGACCGUCCGAUACCCCAGUUCGACUACGAGGAGCUGGCUGCCAGGUGGUCAAAUCAGGACGCCGUCGAAGCCCUGAGAAGCCGGUUUGCCACAGCCAACUUGCUUGAUGGAGAGGACGCGAAUGAAGAAUUUGGCAACGAUGACGAAGAGGGAUUCGGGGACGAAGACGAGAACGAUGAGGGUGACGGCGCCUUCGAGGACCUCGAAACCGGAGAAACGCACGGUCCAGAGGACAAGAGCGACGAGCAGCAGGAGGUGAGCCUCGAGGCGGAACGAGAAAAGAAUGCGCGCCGCAAAGAAGAACUCAAGCUUCGAUUUGAGGAAGAGGAUCGCGAGGGGUUCAAGAACGACAAAGCCGCGGCGAGGAGAGAAGGCGGGAACGAAGAGUUUGGAGAGGAUGAGUGGUACGACGCGCAGAAAGCCAUGCUCCAAAAGCAGCUCGAAAUCAACAAGGCCGAGUUCGAGGAGCUCGACGAAAGCCAGCGGACCUCGGUUGAAGGUUAUCGUGCGGGCAAGUACGCUAAGAUGGUUAUCGAGGGCGUCCCGGCCGAGUUCGUCAGAAACUUCCAAGCUCGGCUGCCCAUCGUGGUAGGUGGCCUGUCGGCUACUGAGGACCGGUUUGGGUUUGUUCAGGUCAGGAUUAAGCGGCAUCGGUGGCAUAAGAAGAUCCUCAAGACGGGCGAUCCCCUGAUCUUCUCGCUCGGCUGGCGGAGGUUCCAGUCUCUUCCCAUAUACUCCAUCUCGGAUUCCCGGACGAGAAACAGGAUGCUGAAGUACACACCAGAGCACAUGCACUGCUUCGGGACCUUUUACGGGCCGCUGAUCGCGCCCAACACGGGCUUCGUGUGCUUCCAAUCCUUCUCAGCCUCCAACCCGGGGUUCCGGAUUGCCGCGACCGGCACGGUCUUGAGCGUCGACGAGUCUACUGAAAUUGUGAAGAAGCUCAAACUUACCGGCACGCCGUACAAGAUCUUUAAGAACACGGCCUUCAUCAAGGACAUGUUCAACUCGGCGCUGGAGAUAGCCAAGUUCGAGGGCGCCGCCAUCAAGACGGUGUCGGGCAUCCGCGGGCAAAUCAAGCGAGCGCUCGCUAAGCCAGACGGGCACUUCCGUGCGACGUUUGAGGACAAGAUCUUGCUCAGCGACAUUGUCUUUUUGCGGGCGUGGUACCCGAUCAAGCCGCACCGCUUCUACAACCCGGCGACCAACCUGAUCGGGUGGCAGAGCAUGCGGCUAACGGGCGAGAUUCGGCGCGAUGAGAACAUCGACACCCCGCAGCAGCGAAACAGCCAGUACCGCAAGAUCGAGCGCCAGGAGCGCCACUUCAACCCGCUGCGCGUGCCCAAGAACCUAGCGGCGUCCCUGCCGUUCAAGUCGCAAAUUGUGGCGACCAAACCACAAAAGAAGGAAACGUACAUGCAGAAGCGGGCCGUCGUGGUGCGCGGCGAAGAGAAGAAGGCGAGGGAUCUCUUGCAAAAGCUUACGACAAUUCGAAAGGAGCAGGCUGCGAAGCGAAGGGCUAAGAAGGAGGAGAAGAGGCAGGAGUAUCAGAAGAAGAUCGCCGAGAUUGAGGAGCGGUUGGAGAGUAAGGAGAAGAGGGAGAAGAAGGCGUUUUGGGAGAGAGAGGGGAGGAAGAGGAAGCCUGGGGAUGUGGGCGGCGGUGGGGGGAAGAGGAGGAAGUAG